Molecule: messenger RNA, 1200 nt
Organism: Ostreobium quekettii
Lineage: Eukaryota; Viridiplantae; Chlorophyta; Ulvophyceae; Bryopsidales; Ostreobiaceae
Source: the annotation of a GenBank genome assembly
AUGUGCUUGGAGUGCAGUGGACAGCACAGGGGCCUCGGCGUGCACAUCAGCUUUGUCAGGUCGGUGACGAUGGAUGCCUGGACGCCCGAGCAGCUCAAAAAGAUGGAGCUGGGGGGCAACGGAAGGCUGAUCGCGUUCAUGAAGCAGUACGGACUGGACAAAGGAACGGCCCAUCGCGACAAGUACAACUCCCCUGCAGCCGAGUACUAUCGCGAAUUGCUCACCUCAGAAUGUGAAGGUCGCCGAUGUGCGUUAACCCCUCCACCCAAAUCGUCCUCCAGGUCAUCAGGCCCGUCACGCCCCAAGAAGGCGGAGGACGAUGGUUGGAGUGACUGGGGAGCUGGCGCCCCCACCCCCCAGGGAUCGAAGAGACCGGAAGCAAGAGGAGAAUACACAGCUGCUGCUCUGGAAGCCUCGAGUGCACAGAAAGAGGCCUUUUUCUCCAGGAAAAUGGAGGAAAACGCUCAGCGGCCAGAGGGGGUUCGCCCAAGUGCGGGUGGCAAAUAUGUUGGUUUUGGCUCCACACCACCACCACAGCCAAGGCACGGUGGAGGAGACGAGGUGACAGCUAUUCUUUCAAAGGGUUGGAAUGGGUUGUCUCAUAUCGCUGGGAUGGCUGCCGAAACUGCACAGUCAGCAGUGAGGAGUGGGGCUGCCACCUUGAAAGACGAAAGAGUAGCUGAGAGGGUUCAACAGAAUGCAAGGUUAGCAACAGAGAAGGGUAAGGAGAUUGGACGAAAGGGCUGGGUUGGCCUCAAGUCCCUGUACGCCACAGUGGCAUCUUCGGUGGAGAGUGUGGCAAAAGACAAUGGAUACAACAUCGAUUUAGGUGCCAAGGGUGUGAGUAACAGUGUAAAGAGGAAUGCAGCCAUGGCAAGGGCUGGGCCAGCGUACCAUGGGGUGAGCAGCGUUGGUGACCUCCCAUCGAUGGAGACAAGAACAGGCAAUGGUUUCUCCGGAUUUGGUGGCAACGAAGGCGACACAGAUGCAGACAACAGCUGGCAAGGAACACAGAGAGACGGAAAGCCUGCUGAUGCUCCAGGGGGAAUGGCUAGACCGUGGAGUGAACCCAGCCUGGUUUCCAAAACUAAGGCACCAGGAAAACCAGCCACAAAGGUGGCUGACGAUUGGGGUGGAUGGGGAGAUGGCGACAACGAGGACCAAAAGGACGAUGUGGAUGAUGACUGGGGAAAGUGGUAA